CAAGGAUACUCCAGUCCAGUGGUUGUUUGGUAACGAAUUUGUUGGGAAGGUUUUAUUUGGGAGAAACAAAGAAACUCUUUUAACCAGAACGGCGGAGAGAUAGAUAGACGAAGAAGAAGAUACUGUAAGCCAGGAAUAAUCUAGAAAAACAGAUUCUUCCUAUUAAAGCCAAUAAUUCUCCUCUACAGUAAGAUGGCUGCAACAGGGGCAACUACUUUUUCGGUUGCAUCUGUUUCUUAUGGAAGCCAAGGAUCAAAAUCUAAAUCCUUGAACUUUAGAUUCAACUCCCCAAACUAUCUUAAGAGUUUCAGUGGUCUAAAGGCUGCAGGAUCUGUUAGAUGUGAAUCUGAAGCGUCUUUCUUUGGCCAAGAUAGUGGUGCUGCUCUUCGUGCCUCUGUCGCAGUAAGAGCUGAGAAACAGAACAAGGAGGGUCUUGAGAGAUGUUUCCAGCCUCAGGCUUCUUUUAAAGUGGCAAUUCUCGGGGCAGCUGGAGGAAUUGGUCAGCCCCUUUCACUUUUGAUCAAGAUGUCGCCUUUGGUCUCGGCCCUUCACCUCUAUGAUAUUGCUAACGUGAAAGGAGUUGCAGCUGAUCUCAGUCACUGCAAUACUCCUUCCCAGGUUCUAGACUUCACUGGCCAGGCCGAAUUAGGGAAUUCAUUGAAAGGUGUUGAUGUGGUUGUCAUACCAGCUGGUGUUCCAAGAAAACCAGGAAUGACACGUGAUGAUCUCUUCAACAUCAAUGCUAGCAUUGUGAAAACCCUGAUUGAAGCCGUCGCCGAUAAUUGUCCUGAUGCAUUCAUCCACAUCAUCAGCAACCCUGUCAACUCUACAGUACCAAUUGCAGCAGAAAUUUUGAAGCAAAAGGGUGUUUACAACCCAAAGAAGCUUUUUGGUGUUACAACUCUUGAUGUUGUCAGGGCUAACACUUUUGUUGCUCAAAAGAAAAACCUCAAGCUCAUUGAUGUGGAUGUCCCAGUUAUUGGAGGGCACGCUGGGAUCACCAUCCUACCACUUCUUUCUAAGACCAGACCAUCUGUAAGCUUCACAGAUAAAGAAGUAGAAGAUUUGAUAGUAAGGAUCCAAAAUGCGGGAACAGAAGUUGUCGAAGCAAAGGCAGGUGCAGGAUCUGCCACCUUAUCCAUGGCCUAUGCAGCAGCAAGAUUUGUUGAGUCAUCUCUACGUGCUCUUGAUGGAGACUCAGAUGUGUAUGAGUGCUCAUAUGUCCAGUCAGAAUUGACUGAUUUACCCUUCUUCGCAUCAAGGAUUAAGAUUGGAAAGGAAGGGGUUGAGGCCAUCAUAUCCUCUGACCUCCAGGGUUUGACUGAGUACGAAACAAAGGCACUGGAUGCCCUUAAACCAGAGUUGAAGUCCAGCAUUGAGAAGGGUGUGACCUUUGCACAGAAGAAAGAGACCCCAGCAUCAGUUUGAAAGCUGAAACCAACUACUACUACUACUACACAGCCAUAAUAUGAGUAAUAUGUUGAAGGCAAAUAAAACCCAAGGUUUCAGUUUUGUAGUGCAGAAGAGUUUUCUGUUUCUUAUGCAGGGUUGCUAUUUUUGAGUAGCCAGAAAUAGAUUUUGGGUUAACAUAGUGUUGUAGGUUGAAGAGAAUUUUUCGUGGGUUCACAUGGGAGAUUGUAUUUUCAUUUAUGCUUUCUGAUUGUUAUUCUCUACUUUACCUGUUUCCUUGUCAGUUGUCGUCUCUGCAGUGUAUGAAUCUCAUUCAGUAAAAAUGGAAGCCAUUAAUAAGUUGGAAUUGAAAAUGCAAUUGAAUUCAUUUGGAUGUUGGAUCU
Papaver somniferum (opium poppy) is the source of this 1793-nucleotide messenger RNA. Its product is annotated as malate dehydrogenase, chloroplastic-like. The record is from RefSeq and is a predicted model, not a curated record. Bases 193 to 1428 code for a protein of 411 amino acids. Gene Ontology annotation, biological process: malate metabolic process; tricarboxylic acid cycle. Gene Ontology annotation, cellular component: cytoplasm; mitochondrion. The transcript has 2 exons. Gene Ontology annotation, molecular function: L-malate dehydrogenase (NAD+) activity. NCBI's taxonomy places the organism in Eukaryota, Viridiplantae, Streptophyta, Magnoliopsida, Ranunculales, Papaveraceae.